Molecule: messenger RNA, 915 nt
Organism: Venustampulla echinocandica
Lineage: Eukaryota; Fungi; Ascomycota; Leotiomycetes; Helotiales; Pleuroascaceae
Product: putative short-chain type dehydrogenase
Exons: 3
Coding region: 1-915 (304 amino acids)
Molecular function (GO): oxidoreductase activity, acting on the CH-OH group of donors, NAD or NADP as acceptor
Source: RefSeq, a predicted model, not a curated record
AUGCCUCCACCUCGCGGAACGCCCAAUCCUCUUGAAGGUCCCGGCGACUAUGACAUGACCCCCCACGUCCACAAUGACACAUACCCUGCGAUCUCUCCCUUAUCUACUUCAAUCCCCUUGAACAAGGCUAUCUUUAUCGCCGGUGCCUCUCGAGGUCUCGGUCUCGCAAUGGCCAUUUCGUUCGCUCGUGCUGGUGCCUCCCAUAUCGCAAUUGGAGCACGCUCAUCCCUCUCAGCAGUAAAAGAGAGUCUCCUAUUAGAAGCGUCUUCCGCCUCGCGCCCCACACCUAACAUCCUCUGUCUAAAGCUAGAUAUCACGUCCCAAUCCAGUGUUUCAGAAGCUGCCGCCGCUGUGGAGCGCGAAUUCGGAAAACUAGACAUCGUGAUCGUCAAUGCUGGGAUCCUGGGUACACCAGCACUCAUCGCAGAUAGCGACCCCGAGGUGUGGUGGGAUACGUGGAAUGUGAAUCUUCGCGGUUCUUACUUAGUUUCUAGGGCAUUUUUGCCGCUGUUAUUGAAGGGAGGGGACAAGACGAUUAUUGCCUUGAGUAGUGUUGGCGCCCAUGUUGUCCGAUCGCAGAUGAGCGCGUAUCAGAUUACUAAACUAGCUGUGUUGAGGCUCAUGGAGUUUGUGAGUGCCGAGUAUGGGGAACAGGGAGUGGUGGCAUUUUCUGUGCAUCCGGGAAAUAUCCCUACGGAUAUUGUAGGAGGCAUGGAGGGAUUGAGCGAAGAUUUGAAGCCGAUCUUUGUGGAGACGCCUGAAUUGAGUGCUGAUACAAUUGUGUAUCUGACAAGGGAAAAGCAGCAAUGGCUCGGAGGACGGUAUGUAAAUUGUACAUGGGACAUGCCGGAGUUGAUGGCGAAAAAGGAUGAGAUCGUAAACGGGGACAAGUUGAAAGUAAAGCUGGAUUUUUAG